Molecule: messenger RNA, 2445 nt
Organism: Brassicogethes aeneus
Lineage: Eukaryota; Metazoa; Arthropoda; Insecta; Coleoptera; Nitidulidae
Source: the annotation of a GenBank genome assembly
AUGAAUCGUGAAGAAAGUUGUAUUCAAUGGUUUAUAUCGGAGUUAAAUAAAAUUGCAUUAAACCUGCAUAAUACUAAAACAAAACAAAUAGAUCCUUUAACAAGUACUGAAAUAAUCGACUAUGAAAAAGCAAGUCUCUGUCAUAUUUGCGAAAAACCCUUUUUACCAAACGAUUUAAAAGUUAAAGACCAUUUUCAUUUAGCAAAUGGCGCUAAUGAUAUAAAUAAUUUAAAAACAAAUUAUCGAGGACCUGCGCAUAACAGUUGCAAUCUAAACUUUAAAAAAAUCAACACGAUACCUGUUUUUUUCCACAAUUUAAGCUCUUAUGACUCACAUUUUUUGAUAAAAGAAUUAUUAAACAACUUUAGUGGUGAUUUAACGGUUUUACCUGCUACCAAAGAAAAAUACAUUUCAUUUACAAAAUUUGUUGAUGGAACUAAUAUAAAAUUGAGAUUUGUCGAUUCAUAUCGGUUUAUGCCUGAAAGUUUAGAUACAUUAGCAUCCCAAUUGGAUAAUGAGCAAAAAAAAAUUACAAGACUUCAUUGUGCUAACGAAUUAGAAUUUAGUUUAUUGUGCAGAAAAGGGGUUUUUCCAUUCGAGUACUUGGAUUCGUGGGAAAAAUUAAAUGAUAAUGCUUUGCCCGAAAAAAAGUGUUUCUAUAGUUCUCUUAAUGAAAGCGAAAUAUCAGAUCUUGAAUACAUUAACGCUCAUAAUGUAUGGACAACUUUUAAGUGUGAAAACCUCGGAACAUACUCUGAUUUAUAUUUAAAAACAGAUGUUCUUUUAUUGGCUGAUAUAUAUGAAAAUUUUCGUAAAACCAGCAUACAAACAUAUAAACUUGAUCCGGCAAACUUUGUAAGUUCUCCAUCAUUUUCCUUUCAAGCAAUGCUAAAAACAAUCGAAUAUAAGUUAGAGCUAAUAACCGAUAUUGAUCAAAUAAUGAUGAUUGAAAAUGGAAUUCGGGGAGGCGUUGCUCAAUGUUGUAACAGAUAUGCUAAAGCAAACAAUAAAUUUAUGGAAAAUUAUGAUUCUUCAAAACAGGAAAAGUAUCUUCUUCUUUUGGACCAAAAUAACAUGUACGGGUUUUCUAUGAGCAGAUACCUUCCCUAUGCUGGUUUUGAGUGGGUGGAAAAUCCCAGCACAUUUAAUCUCCAAAAUUUACCAAGUAUAAAUUCUCCUAUAGGUUAUAUUUUAGAGGUAGAUUUAACAUAUCCAGAAAAUUUACACGAAAUACAUAGAGAUAUGCCAUUUUGUCCAGAACAUUUAACUCCACCGAAUUCAAAAUCCAAACAAAAGAAACUUUUAACAACAUUAUAUAAUAAAAAAGAUGAAAUUAGAUAUGAGCUUUCGGGGAAAACUAUUGAUCGUGUAAGAAAUCCAGGAGUAACUACAACCCUUAAAGGAUACACGUCUUUCAAUAAAAAUAAUGUUAAUCGUUUAAAAAACGCUGGUUGGAAUAUUGAUGCAGAUUGUUUAGUUGAUGUAAACAACCCCGCAACCGGUGAAUUUAAUUUAUGUGUACCUUUAAACACAAUUUUAGGAUUUGCUGAAGAUUUUAAAAAAAUUAUUAUAAAUUUAAGACAAGAAUUAGUUUUAAUUCGAAGUAAUUCUGAUCAUAAUGCAAUUUAUAACAGCGUUGCUAAUGAAAUUAAUAAAAUAAAAAUUAACAAAAUGAUGUGGAAAAUGCCUCAUAUUUCGGUUGCCGAUGAUGAAAAAUUAAAACUAUUACAACAUCUUGAGAGCGGAAACGAAUUGCAGAUUGCUUUUAGAAGUUGGGAAUUAGUAGAAUAUCCAUUAUUGCAAAAAACAAAAAGCCACACGUGGAAUGUUAAAUCUACUACACAAUUGGAAAAACCGCGUUAUGUUAUUGUGGGUUUUCAGACAGAUCGUAAAAAUAGUUUUAAUAAAAAUAAUGGUAAAUUUGAUAAUUGUAACUUAAAACAAAUUAAAAUUAUGCUCAAUGGGGAGUUAUAUCCAUACGACACAAUAUCGAUUGACUAUGACAAAAAUCAAUAUUCUAUAUUGUAUGAAAUGUACUUAAACUUUCAACAUUCAUACUACGAACGUGACAAUGAACCACUUUUUAAUCCAUCAGAGUUUAAAAGUAUUGCUCCAUUAGCAGUUAUUGAUUGUUCGAGACAAAACGAUGUCCUAAAUUAUGGUGUUAUCGAGGUCAGAAUCGAGUUCGAAUGCACCAAAGAUAUGGCAGACAAUACUUCCGCUUAUUGUUUGAUAUUACACGAUCGAGUCGGCAGUUUGCAGGGUUUCUACUUGUUCGAGCACAAGCACGUGCACAAGCGGUCCCUCCAGGCAGACGAUUUCUACCACCAGUCGCUGAUAACGGAGCCCCAGGUUAGUAUCUUUAUAGUUAUUGCUCGAUAUACCUCGAUGGUAGUGCUGGUGUUUUUGAUGGGAUCCGAGAAAAUUACCUGCGGUUUUAUGUAA